Molecule: messenger RNA, 1181 nt
Organism: Nelumbo nucifera (sacred lotus)
Lineage: Eukaryota; Viridiplantae; Streptophyta; Magnoliopsida; Proteales; Nelumbonaceae
Product: small ribosomal subunit protein eS1z
Biological process (GO): translation
Cellular component (GO): ribosome
Molecular function (GO): structural constituent of ribosome
Source: RefSeq, a predicted model, not a curated record
AUCGCAUAUCUUUAGGGUUGAGGAUUAGGGUUUUUUGCACUCAGAGUCGUCUUCGUGCUCUGCUUCAGAGGCUACCCUAGAAACCUCAUCUCCAUUGACAAUGGCGGUCGGGAAGAACAAGAGGAUAUCGAAAGGAAAGAAGGGAGGAAAGAAGAAGGCAGUCGACCCCUUCGCCAAGAAGGAUUGGUAUGACAUCAAGGCACCUUCGAUCUUCACUACCAGAAAUGUUGGGAAGACCCUCGUUACUAGAACUCAGGGAACCAAGAUUGCUUCUGAAGGACUCAAACACCGAGUGUUUGAGAUUUCCCUUGCUGAUCUGCAGGCUGAUGAUGACCAGUCCUACAGGAAGAUCCGGCUGAGGGCUGAGGAUGUCCAAGGAAGGAAUGUGCUUACUAACUUUUGGGGGAUGAAUUUCACCACAGAUAAGUUGAGGUCUUUGGUGCGAAAGUGGCAGACAUUGAUCGAGGCCCAUGUGGAUGUCAAGACAACAGACAACUACACCCUAAGGAUGUUCUGCAUUGGAUUCACCAAGAGACGUCCUAACCAGGUCAAACGGACCUGUUACGCACAAUCCAGCCAGAUUCGACAGAUCCGCCGUAAGAUGAGAGAAAUCAUGGUAAACCAGGCAACUUCUUGCGAUCUUAAGGAAUUAGUGCAGAAAUUCAUACCCGAGGUGAUUGGAAAGGAGAUUGAAAAGGCCACCUCAAGCAUUUAUCCCCUACAAAAUGUCUUCAUUCGUAAAGUCAAGAUCUUGAAGGCUCCCAAAUUUGAUCUUGGCAAGUUGAUGGAGGUUCAUGGUGACUAUUCGGAAGAUGUUGGUGUGAAAAUGGAGAGGCCAGCAGACGACCAGAUUGCAGAAGGGGAGACUGAGGUCGUUGGAGCAUAAAUGGAGGGUUUUUACAAUAUGUUUUCUUUUUAAGAUUUCUUCAAUWCCCAAUGUCUUUCAGAUCCCUUCUCUUAAAGAGAUGUUAAUUAGAGACUUUUCCUAUUUAGAAUUUUUGAGUAGAUUGUGAGAAGUAAUGCGGUUUUGACUUGAGAAUGUGUACCUUAAAUCUCAUAGAGAUGUUUAUUUUAAAUGCUUCCGAUUUUUUUUUUUUUAAUUUUCUUUGUUUUUCCAUAGUUGAACAAAAAGUCGAGGGCCUCGACUUAAUGAAAUGUUUUAUCAUUUGAUUUUUAAAGUA